GCUCCGAAACGCGGAUCGCGCAAUCUGCUCUAGCCCGCGGAUAACGGAUUUCGCAAAGCGACCUCCGAUCGACGGCACCCGUCCCUGCCGCAAGCCCCUACUGCUAUUCAAGUAGCCGAUUACCCGUGCCGUGCACCAUAAAUCUGUCCUGAGUUGCGCUCAAGUAGCAAGCCACCACAGGACUCGAGCGCCAUGUCGAACUCGUACGCGACCACGGAGGCCAGACCGACGGCACGAUGGAAGCGGUUCGUGAAAUCGAACCUUCUCACCUUCCUGACCGUGGUCGGCGUGUUCGGUGGCACCGCGCUCGGGCUGAUCCUGAAAAACUCCGGCACCCCCUGGACACAGCGUGAGGUGAUGUAUAUUCAGUAUCCGGGCGAUCUGUUCUUACGGAUGUUGAAGUGUUUGAUUGUGCCAUUGCUUGUGUCGUCGAUCACCAGUGCGAUUGGAUCGCUAGAUUUGAGCAUGUCCAAGAAGAUCGCCUUCCGCGCAAUUACCUACUACUUCACGACGACGAUCUGCGCCGUCGUACUGGGUAUCAUUCUGGUCAGCACCAUUCGGCCGGGUGCGGGCCGUGAGGUCUCGAACAUCGGAGGCCCGGCAACCACGCGGCAAGUGCUCACGGCCGACACCCUGCUCGAUCUAGUGAGAAACCUCUUCCCACCGAACAUCAUUCAGGCAACAAUGUUUCAGUUCCGAACACUUCUAGUUCCACCAGCAAACACCACCGAUGUUCCACUGACCCAGUACAAAAUUACAUCGGAGUUCACCGAGGGCACGAACGUGCUCGGGUUGGUCAUGUUUAGCGUUGUGCUGGGGUCCUGCAUAGGAAAAAUGCGCGAAAAGGGUAAACCGCUGCUUGGGAUGUUCGAAUCACUUAGCGAGGCCAUGAUGAUUAUCACCUCGUGGGUAAUCUGGAUCUCGCCGAUCGGUGUACUUUUCCUGGUGGCGGCCAAACUACUCGAGAUGGCGUCGUUCAUGGAGGUGCUCGGCCAACUAGGAUGGUACUUUAUGACUGUGAUGCUGGGACUGUGUCUGCACGGUUUCGGUACCAUUUCGGUGAUUUUCUUCAUGACCACACGCAAAAUGGCGUACCCGUAUAUCGGCAAGAUGAGCCAGGUGCUGGCGACUGCAUUCGGUACCGGGUCCAGUUCCGCAACGAUGCCCAUCACGAUCCGCUGCCUAGACAACAUGGGAAUGGAUCCGCGUGUGACGCGAUUCGUCAUCCCGGUCGGUGCUACGAUCAACAUGGAUGGCACGGCACUGUACGAAGCUGUGGCCGCACUGUUUAUUGCUCAACUUCGUAAUAUUCAUCUCACCUUCGGUCACAUUGUUGCAGUGAGUGUGACAGCCACGGCAGCCUCUAUUGGAGCGGCCGGUAUUCCGCAGGCCGGUCUCAUUACGAUGGUCAUGGUGCUGGACACCGUUGGGCUUCCCGCCGAAGACGUUACCAUCAUUAUAGCCGUCGAUUGGCUACUUGAUCGAUUCCGCACGACAAUCAACGUGAUGUGCGACGCACUGGGUACAAUUCUUGUGGACUCACUCUCCAAGAAGGAUCUGGCCGGUGAAACGAAUGGCAGGCUGGAACUGGCUGAACCACACGAACUAGUUGAGCUGCGGCCUGAUCAGAAGGAGUAGAGAUCAAAUGCAGGAUCAAGUGUAGCGUCAUCAUCUUCUUUUCUCUGCCCAUCCAAUCUAAUACAUCCCUGUCGACCCAAUCGUUGUUAGUUGGUUCUGAGACUAGCAAUUCAUACGUAAAACUCAACGUAAUGCAGAACCGUGUUCCCUGACCGUGGAGGCGAAGCGAACCUGAGGCUGACUUCGGAGAAACCAACGCACGAUAGGCGAGCUCGUAACCAUCAUCGCUCCGCCCGGAAAGAGCCCUGUAACCGCUAGGCUGGCUGGAAUAACACACCGAUUUCCGAUCGCGCACUGCCCACCAUCAUACCUCCCGCAGCAUACUCUGCCCCAGCCAGCCCAGGGGAAGACGAUAGCAAGCACGCAGAGCAUGAUGUGACCAUUACGCGAAAUUAGAGGAUGGAUUUUCUAUAUUGUUCAAAGCGAAAAUGACUAGGUUAAGGAACAGACCAGGAAGAAUAACAACAACCAGUAUCUAUUUAGGACGUAACAUCCGCCUACCGAUGGACCAAUGGGACGGUUGUACAAACGCAACUACACAAUCUUAGAGGUUUGAGCGUAAGACCAAGACUUUUAAGGCCAGGAUACCGAUAUACGGACGGUGCUUGUACCUUCGCAUACGAGCUACAAGAAUCAAACCCCGAAUUCUCCACCGCACGAUCGCACGAUCCUUCCGUGCCCUUGGCGGGAUCACUGUUCAAACGGUUAGAAACUAGAAAUCAAUGUUUUGGUAAAUAGUGUAGGCAUUUUUGUUUUCAAAGUGUUGGAGUAUCUUACACUAUCCACAAACCAUGGAGCGCCAUCAUGUCGCUUGUUUUGAUCACGUUCGGUGCGUGCCGGAACGAUGCCCAACCGUAAGCCCUUAUCUUUGGCAAAGGCGUGAUGUCUUACAUUACUUCGCCGAGUGAUUGAGGUUUGUUCCACAUUGGUUUUCAUUAAUUUUGGAUGGGAGCACCAGAACAGCUGAAGACAAAAACCGACGAAAAAAGGCGUGCAAAACUGAGAUUUCAGGCUAAAGCAACGAUCGAGCAACAGGAAAGUUUGUAUAUUUAAAAAUACUUACAAAUAUAUUUUAAUGAUUAACUUUUUGUACAUUACCUUCAUUUCUCGUAUUUGUCCGUGCGAUGCUGGAAGAGUUUGCUUUCAUAGAUUGUUUUUACGUUUUACUUUCGUUACGUUUUGUGUUCGAGUUGCUCAUACCAUAUUUAUCGAAAAUAGUGACUCAAUAGUGGAAGUAAUAUAGUCGUGUCGAGCAAUCUGUUUCCGUGGACAUUUGUCUAAAUUUGUUAAAUGUACAUUGGUACUCCGAUGUAACAAUGGACGCCCGAACAGACGUUGUUACACGGGAGUUUCACAGUACCACAAACAUAGCAGCCAUGGAUUGUGUAGUAAUAGAAAACCAGUGUA
Molecule: messenger RNA, 3045 nt
Organism: Anopheles cruzii
Lineage: Eukaryota; Metazoa; Arthropoda; Insecta; Diptera; Culicidae
Gene: Eaat1
Product: excitatory amino acid transporter 3
Exons: 10
Coding region: 193-1638 (481 amino acids)
Biological process (GO): L-glutamate transmembrane transport
Cellular component (GO): plasma membrane
Molecular function (GO): neutral L-amino acid transmembrane transporter activity; glutamate:sodium symporter activity; L-glutamate transmembrane transporter activity
Source: RefSeq, a predicted model, not a curated record